UGAUAAGAGCAGAUGACGGCUGAGUUGAGAUGACGGAGGAGGUGAGGGGGACGGCUCAAGCUCAAACACUUACACAACAUGUUAAAGAUGGUCAACGCCGCCGAAGAAACGCAGAAAGGCAACCAAAUGUUAAGAAUGAGUGAAACUCCAAAAGGGCCUCAGCUGAAACUGUCUACCCAAGACCCCGCCGAGGCCCAGCAACAAAUCGAGACGGAGCUUCCGAAGUCAACCCUGCCACGAGAGUCAGACCUCGAGGACCAGCGAGCCGCUGAACGAACUAAACCGGGGUGGAUAAAAUGCAGGUGUUCACUCUGGGCCUUGGUUUUGGCCUUCUGUUUGUGCGUCGUUUUACUUGGGAUGGUUUACUACAUACAUCACUCUCUUCGUGGCGGGAACUGGAAGCAGGAAGUUCUCGCAAGCCCUUGCAACUCCCCAGCCUGUCAGAGGGCCUCGGUUCAUCUCUCUAUGUCAGCGGACCCUUUCACACACCCCUGCGACUACUUCCUCUUCUCAUGCGGACCCGACGGAUCUUCAUCCAAAGCCCAAGGACACCAGAGAGAAAAAUCCAGAAGAGACGUAAAAGAAAAGAGGACGCUGGACAGAAAAACUGAGCUGCUGCAGUAUCUCAGGGAGAUUUUAGAAUCAAAUGACAGCCUCGCGAGUUCAGCUGUGCAGAAAGCAAAAGCUUUUUAUCGCACCUGCUUGGACACCAAAUCCUUGGAUAUCGCUGGAGAGGAGCCUUUCCUCGCGCUCAUCCACAAACUUGGAGGUUGGUCCGUGUCGGGCCAGUGGAAUCAGACUGACUUCAACUCCACCCUCAGCGUGCUGAUGCGCGACUACGCCACCUUCCCCUUCUUCAACGCCUACGUGGACAAAGACCCCAACGACACGUCCGGCGAGACCACCAAACGAUACAUACAGAUCGAUCAGCCCGACCUGUUGAUCCCGAUCGAAUGGAUCAGCGAGAAAGAAAAGUCUCAAGUUAUAAGGGAGACGCUGCAUCCUUUCUUGGCUUCGUGCAGUCGGUACCUGGCGCUGCUGGGAUCCCCGCCGGACAGCAGCAGCAUGAUCCACGUCGGCGCCUUCGUUUCGCUGUCUUCCGAGCUCGCUGUUGCCAUGGCGCCUCUGAGCCAUCGCAAGGCUAAAGGGCAGCUCUCUCAGCGCUUGACCAUCAAGGAGCUGCAGAGCAUGGCACCGGCUGUGGACUGGCUGGGUUGCCUGCAGGCCGCGUUCCAUUCCCCGCCGCUCACGGAAGACGAGCGAGUCCUCCUGCACAACUUGCCUUAUGUGGUGCAGAUGUCCCACAUCAUCGGCAAAUGGAUGAGUGGUCAUGAGCUGAGCCCCAGUGGCCCCCUCCACACCUUCAUGCUGCUCAACUUGCUCCACACCCUGCUGCCCGCCCUGGACUCCAGAUUCUCGGAAACGGCAAAUAAUUUUUCAGUGGUUCUGGGCCACGUAGGGGUGAGGCAAGGCGAUCUUGACUCUAAGCCUCUGAGUGAAGGCUUCACCGCGGCCCCUCGCUGGAAACGCUGCGUGCUGGAAACCGAGCGAGGCUUCGAUGGGGUUCUGGCACAUCUGCUCGGAAUUAACAUCGCUGGCGGGGAGGCGGAAGAGCUUGUUGAAAAUAUCCUGUCCUCCUUCAAGUCCCAACUUUACAAACUCAAGUGGCACAAUCAGAAGACUCUCCAGUUUGUUAUGAGAAAGGGUCAGUCUGUAACUCCAAAAAUUGGGACUACAACAGAAAAAUCAAGUGAGGCUGAGCUUGACCUGCUUUAUUCUGAGGUGUCCGUCAGCCUCGACAGCUUCUUCUCCAACUACCUGCAGCUGCUGUCCUUGUUGCAAAAGCGGCGUAGCAAACUCUUGCAUGAUGACUGGAUCAGCGCCGAUAUUCUGUCUGUCACGCCGUCUCUUCUUGGCAAUGAGCUGAGCGUUCCCAUGGGAAUUUUUAUCCCUCCUCUCUUCCAUCCCACAUACCCGAGAGCUAUGAAUUACGGCGUGUUGGGAUUCCUUCUGGCCAAAGACCUCCUUCACGUACUUCUCCCUGACAUUUACUCGCAGAGCGUGACGGUGCGCGAUGUGGGCCAGUGCGUGUGGUCCCGCUACCGCUCGGUGACCAACAAUGAGAGCGAGGCACCUCCGCUUCCCACGGCACAGCAGCAGGAAGUGUGGCUGCAGUUUUCGGCACUGCAGAUCGCACUGGAGGCAUAUCAGAAGAGUUUGAAGAAGCAGCCGGCAGACACGUCCAUCUCGGGAUUCUCCACCACGCGUCUGUUUUUUGUGGCGUUCUCUCAGGUCAACUGUGACGCUGACCGCUAUCACCACUUGAUGCCUCUCGAGCCGUCCUUCCUCGUCACAGCCGUUUGUGCCAAAUCUCAUCUUUGUCCCACAACCUUGCAAUGCCCCAAAACAACUCGCCGGUAUUCGUCGCACGGCUGUUGAAAGUGUUUGCGGGAGAAAUAUUAUCUUUUCAUAACUCAAAACAGUUCUUGAGUGUGUUAAUAACACGUUUGUAACUUGUCUUGCUGAAAUUAGCCCGUUUUAGGGGCCGGCCCACGAUCUGUUCGACCAAUGGCAGGUCGGGCUUUUGUUACCAUGACGACCGGUGGGCUGGAUGUUGACAGGCGAGUGUGAGUGCGUUGCGGCCGGCUGGAAGCGGAGACCAGAGUAGGGUGGUAGUGUGUGUGUGUGCGUGUGCGUUGACGAGCGUCCUUGAGGACAAUGUAGAAAAGCAGUCCAUACACUAAACUGCGUGUAUGUGGCACAUGGAAAUCAAAUACGAUUGGCAUCAUAGCCACAUUGACAACCUGAACAAGCAAUAAAGUGCCACUUAGCAAAAGCUAAUGCCGUUAGCAUCCAAGACCUCUUUGCAGCUCUACUUACCUUGCACUGUGCGGUAAAUGACAUGCUUAUCUGACGCUAACAACAGCGACACUGUUGGCCAAUGCAAAUCUGCUCUCCCUGCAGAUUCGCUUACCUUUUAGUUAGCUUUGACCGCCAUUUGAAACUGGAACUUUGGCCAGUCUAGCUGUCGGGUCAUUGGCAGAGAAACAUUUACAGAAAUAGGCAGAAGGAUUUACUUGGUUGUUUUCAUUUCAUGCUUGUCGAGUGGGCAGGCACUACAGACACACAAAUGUUUAGAUACAACAAAUAAAAACGUCUGCCCACUUUAUGAUCAAUACCAGUAUAUCCUCAGAUGCGCUGUAACAUUGUGUUGUGUGCAAACUGUUGUUGCAUUUCAUCAAGUGAUGUGUAAGAGGACGAUUUUUGUAUUAUGAGCCUUGUUUGCGUGCUGUAUUAUUUGCACAAUUAUGUUCGGUGUUCAUUUGUGUUCUGUUGUAAAAUAAACUAUCAUGGUCUAUUUGUA
Molecule: messenger RNA, 3364 nt
Organism: Syngnathus acus (greater pipefish)
Lineage: Eukaryota; Metazoa; Chordata; Actinopteri; Syngnathiformes; Syngnathidae
Gene: kel
Product: Kell metallo-endopeptidase (Kell blood group)
Exons: 17
Coding region: 79-2439 (786 amino acids)
Biological process (GO): protein processing
Cellular component (GO): plasma membrane
Molecular function (GO): metalloendopeptidase activity
Source: RefSeq, a predicted model, not a curated record